UUUCAGGCAUUCUGAUGCAUUAGAUGGGUAACAGUUCAGUGAUGUCAUCGAAGGGUGGGCCAGAUUCUACAUUCAACGAUAGUUUAAUCAGAGAAGUACGUCUGAAUCCAAUAAUCUAUGAUUUCUCUCAUCCUCUGUAUGGUAAUGCAAUCAAGAAACAGGAAACGUGGAUUGAAAUUGCUGCUAAACUUAAUGAGAAGGUAGAAGCUGUGAAGACACGUUGGCGUACGUUACGCGAUCGAUAUACGAAGGAACGUCGACGUGUGAUGACAUGCGGUGUUGGGUCAUCAUUCUCCUAUUAUGCUGAUCUCUGUUUCUUGGACAACUCCUGCACGGAAAAUAGGAUUACGCCAUCAAAACCUAACAGAAGUAGUAACCGCAACAGCAGUGAUAAAAGCAGCAGCAAUACUGCAACUCAUUGCGAUGUUACAACAUCUAUGUUUGUAAAACCGGAAUUAUUUGAGCAGUCAUCGGAUACCAGUUAUAGUUUCGAUAACAGGAUUGGUGAUGACAUGUUAAUGGAGCAAGAAGAAACGGUUCCCUCAUCGUCUGGACCAGAGCGUUCGAUACCAAAACGACUGAGGAUCCGAAAAGCAAGUCAUAAAUCUCCAACACCGCCAGUAAGCUCAGCAACAACAACGGCUGUAACAGAAGUAGCAGAUUUGAUGGCACUUGAAAAAGUACCAGUGAAACGCUCUAGACUGGACCCUUCACCAGAUUCACCAUCCGAUACAGUUGCACAUGCAUUGAUGCGUAGUGUUGAAGCGUUGCAGCGUUUAGCGGAACGAAAAUCCGUCUUUGACCGAACAGUCGGUCCUCGUGAUGCCGACGAGUGCUUCGCCGAUUUUGUUUGUAUGUCGUUGAAGUCAAUUGAUAAUGGUAGUCGAGUGCAUGCUCGAAUUGCAAUUCUUCAUGCUUUGGCACAAUUUCAAACAUAAAAAAUGAUAUCAUAUCCAUAUAUUUUUAUAAGAUAACUAGAUAGC
Loa loa (African eye worm) is the source of this 983-nucleotide messenger RNA. RefSeq lists its product as hypothetical. The transcript has 4 exons. NCBI's taxonomy places the organism in Eukaryota, Metazoa, Nematoda, Chromadorea, Rhabditida, Onchocercidae. The record is from RefSeq and is a predicted model, not a curated record. Bases 24 to 938 code for a protein of 304 amino acids. Gene Ontology annotation, cellular component: transcription regulator complex; nucleus. Gene Ontology annotation, biological process: regulation of transcription by RNA polymerase II.